GCAAGGAGAGGGAGAGACACGGAUGAGGGGAGAAGAGAGGUGGAGGAGAGACAGAACCUACAGCUUCACUCGUUUCCUCUGCAAGGAUUUAGGAAACGCCUUCCUGAGCAGAGAGGCUUCAAGCCGGCGUCUGCUUACCGACCGCUGAGCUGGAAGAACUGGGGAUGUGGCACGCAGGGGGGGGCGGCUGCAUGAGCUGGGAGUCUCAUUAGGAUUUGGAUCUUCAAUGGCCCCUAAGCCUUCGCUCCAUGGAUGUGUCCAGUAGCUGAGAGGUGGGAAAAAAAUGACGAACCCAUUCCUGCUCGCCGUUUGAGGAUGCUGCUCGGUUAGCAAAGCCAGCCGAGAGGAGCUCUACGCCUCUUUCACGGCUUUACCUCUGGACACAAAGCAGGCACGCAGGAGUCGGCUCUGUGAGGCACCGCCAUGCUGAUCAAGGAGUACCGGAUCCCCAUGCCCAUGAGUGUGGAGGAGUACCGCAUUGCUCAGCUCUACAUGAUCCAGAAAAAGAGCAGAGAGGAGAGCUGUGGUGAGGGCAGCGGAGUAGAGAUCCUGGAGAACAAACCUUACGAGGAUGGCCCUGGAGGCUCGGGUCAGUACACUCACAAAGUCUAUCACAUCGGCAAACACAUCCCCUCCUGGUUCUGUGCCAUUCUGCCUCAAGCCGCUCUUCGUGUGGAGGAAGAGUCCUGGAACGCCUAUCCCUAUACAAGAACCCGGUACACCUGCCCAUUUGUUGAGAAAUUCUCCAUAGACAUAGAGACGUAUUAUAAACCAGACACUGGAAAUCAAGAGGAUGUCUUUAAUCUAUCCUCUGCUGAAAAGAGGCAGAGGACUAUCGAUCCUAUAGACAUCGUCAAGGACUACAUACCUCCCAAUGAAUACCUGGUGGAAGAAGACCCUAAACUCUACCAGUCAGUUAAAACCAGACGGGGGCCGCUGAAUGAGGACUGGAUCGAGGAGAUCAACCAGAAUCCUGAUCAGACUAUCGUCAUGUGUGCCUACAAGCUCUGUAAAGUAGAGUUCAGAUACUGGGGUAUGCAGUCCAAGAUCGAACGCUUCAUACAUGAUGUAGGUCUGCGUAAAGUGAUGGUCCGAGCCCACCGGCAAGCGUGGUGCUGGCAGGACGAGUGGUAUGGUCUCACCAUCGAAGACAUCCGGCAGCUCGAGCUGGAAACCCAGUUAGCUUUGGCCAAGAAGAUGGCCCAGUACAGCCUCAGUGAGGAGGGCGGGGCAGAGACCAAUGGCUCGUCUGCAGGCCAGGAGCAGGAACAGGCAGGAGAUAACCUGGGGUUGGCUGCAGAGGCCGAGGGAACACGAGGAAAGCUUGGAGACUCUCUGGAAACACGAGGGGAGCUCACCAAGCAGUGGUCCACGUCUUCUAGAUCGUCCAACAGGUCAUCAAAGAGAGGAACAAGUCCGUCUCACCAAAGCAUUUCAGAGUGGAGGAUGCAGAGCAUUGCUCGGGAUUCUGACGACAGCACUGAUGAUGAGUUCUUCGAUGCUCACGAGGACCUUUCUGAUAACGAGGAGAUGUUUUCCAAGGAAAUCACCAAGUGGAGCUCUAAUGAUCUCAUGGACAAGAUAGAAACAAUAGAAGUGGAUGAAUCACAAGAAUCCUAUCAGGAGUCUACUGAUGAGUACAGCAUCACAGAGGACACCCAGAUGGAGGACCCGUCCCAGCAGUGUCCCCAGCCGUCCAAAAUCCAUGUCCUUAUUCUGGUCCUGCAUGGUGGUAACAUACUGGACACAGGCUCUGGCGAACAGAACAAUAAACAGGGAGACGUGAACACGCUGAGUGGAGCUUUUGAGACAGUAAUGAGGGUCCACUAUCCUACUGCUCUUGGGCGCAUCGCCAUCCGGAUGGUCCCCUGUCCUGCUAUUUGUGUUGAAGCUUUUUCUCUUGUCUCCAAUUUAAGUCCCUACAGCUACGACGAGAGCUGCCUGUCCAGCAGCCAGGACCACAUCCCGCUGGCUGCUCUGCCUCUCCUGGCUACCUCUGCGCCGCAGUACCAAGACGCUGUGGCAGCAGUUAUCCUCAGAGCCAAUCAGGUUUACAGUGACUUCAUCAAGUCUCCUGAGGGAGCAUCUUUCAGUGGCCAGGUUUGUGUGAUUGGGGACUGUGUGGGAGGGAUCCUGGGGUUCGAUGCUCUUUGCAGCAGCUCUGUGACGGUGUCAGAAAGCCAGAACAGCAGCAGACGGGGCAGCGCCAUUAGCGUCCAGGACACAGAACUCCUUUCUCCUGGAAUUAUCAUAAACAGCAUCUCCCCAUCCCUCGAAGGAAGCCGCCAUCUUAGCCGCAGCAACAUAGACAUCCCGCGCAGCUCAGGGCCGGACGACCCCAAGAAACAGCUUCCACGCAAGCGUAGCGACUCUUCCACGUAUGAGCUGGACACCAUCAAACAACACCAAGCCUUCCUCUCCAGCCUGCACUCUAGUGUUCUCCAUGGGGAACCCGGAUCACGGCGCUCCAGUAACAGCACCAUGCUGGAGGGGGGCUCCUUGGGAAAGUUUGACUUUGAAGUAACCGACUUCUUCCUGUUCGGCUCUCCGCUGGGGCUGGUGCUUGCGCUGAGAAAGACUGUGGUCCCCUCCUUAGAUGUGUCGGCUCUACGGCCAGCCUGUCAGCAGGUUUACAACCUGUUUCAUCCAGCAGACCCCUCAGCCUCCCGCCUCGAGCCUCUCCUUGAAAAGAGAUUUCACCUGUUGCCUCCUCUCAGCAUCCCGCGCUACCAGCGCUUUCCUCUGGGCGAUGGACUCUCAGCUCUUCUAGUUGACACUGUGCAGAGUAACCCACAGCUUCUGAUGGAGUCAGGGGGUGCAGCUUCGCUCCGCUGCCAUGAGAGCCCUACCAGCGAGACCUCCAUCCUUGUUCCAGUCCUGAACUCACAGACCUCUCUGGUCCACGCUGAGGCAGCUGAUACUCUCCAGUCCAAUUUAUAUGCUGAUGGUCUGUGCCCAGCUUCCACAUCGCCAGGUGUUCCUCAUCUUCGCUGCAGUCGCAGGGCCAGCGAGGCCAGCAUAGCCAGCCAGGUGUCUGGCCUAGCCGACUCUUACACAGCUAACAACAUCGCCACCACGGACAAACAUGAAGAGAGCCACACAAAAAGGCCCAGCCUGCUGUCACAGCUGCAUCUGCCUCAUAAUAGAUUUGCCUCACGGAGGGCAACGUUUCGCUUGCACAACAAAAUCCGUCGGGUGUUCCCGAGAGCUAACGGUGUGGAAUCUGAGCAUAGCUCAGAUCUUAGCUCUGACGUGACCUCUGACAUCACUGAUGUCACAUCUGACAUCACAGACAUCAGCUCGGUGCCCCCUUCGCCCAGGCUGCUGAAGCACAUAGAGCAAGUUGCCUCACGCUGGUGGGGGAGUAAGCGCAUGGACUACGCUCUCUACUGCCCAGAUGCUCUGACAGCGUUCCCGACCGUGGCUCUGCCUCAUCUCUUCCACGCCUCCUACUGGGAGUCCACAGAUGUUGUUUCAUUCCUGCUCCGACAGGUAAUGAGACAUGAGAACUCAAGUAUUUUGGAGCUGGAUGGGAAAGAAGUGUCCGAAUUCACGCCCUCCAAACCUCGGGAGAAGUGGCUUCGUAAGAGGACUCACGUAAAAAUACGGAACGUGACAGCUAACCAUCGCGUGAACGAUGCGGUCUUUACGGAGGACGGAGCGCAGAUGGUAACGGGCCGCUUCAUGUACGGGCCCCUGGACAUGGUCACCCUCACCGGCGAGAAGAUCGACAUCCACAUCAUGACCCAGCCUCCGUCUGGAGAGUGGGUCUACUUUGAUACGCAGCUCACUAACAGCAGCGGACGUGUCUCCUAUGUAAUCCCAGCAAACAGGAGACUGGGUAUUGGGGUGUAUCCUGUUAAAAUGGUGGUCAGAGGCGACCACACCUGUGCAGACAGUUAUCUCACUGUUGUGCCCAAAGGCACAGAGUUUGUCGUCUUCAGCAUAGACGGCUCAUUUGCUGCCAGCGUAUCCAUAAUGGGAAGCGACCCCAAAGUUCGAGCCGGAGCCGUGGAUGUGGUGAGGUUCUGGCAGGAUUUGGGCUACUUGAUUGUUUACGUCACGGGUCGCCCUGACAUGCAGAAGCAGCGCGUGGUGGCCUGGCUGUCCCAGCACAACUUUCCACACGGGAUCGUGUCGUUCUGCGACGGGCUCGUUCAUGACCCGCUCAGACACAAGGCCAACUUCCUCAAAACGCUCAUCAGUGAGGCUCACAUGAAGAUCUUUGCAGCCUAUGGAUCCACCAAGGACAUCUCUGUGUAUUCCGCCCUCGGCCUCCCUCCUUCUCAGAUCUACAUUGUAGGAAGACCCACGAAAAAGAUGCAGCACCAGUGCCAGUUCAUCCCAGACGGCUACGCGUCCCACCUGUCCCAGCUCGAGUACAACCAAAGGUCUCGACCCGCCAAGUCCACCAGUACCCGCAUGGUCCUCCGGAAGGGCAGCUUCGCCCUGGGUUCGGCCGCAGGAGAUUUCCUUCGCAAACGCAGCCACAUAUUUCGCACCAUUUCCUCCCAGCCGUCGGGGAACUCGGGAUCCAGCUCAGCCAACCAGCAGGUCCGGACUGAGCGCACGCUGAGCCAGUGCGAAGGAGAGCGGGAGCGGUCUGUCGCUGCAGCAGCACAGAGGAGUAUGAGUAUAGCAGCAGGGUGCUGGGGCCGUGGCAACAAGGAGGGCCCCAAGUAGGGUUAAUAGAGGAGGAAAACCAGGACUCGGCCUGAGCCAUCAUGAACUCUGGACGGAAAGAAGAAAACAGACGGUGGGAUCUGGGUGGAAUUACGCCAGGAAAAGUGGACUUUCAAAGCCAAGUGGGAGGCAGAGAUUAAAACUAAUCCGUAGCAUGAUUCUCUUACUCUCAGACUUUUAUAGGAAACAUCACUUUUAAAAUUAGGAUUGAAAACAUUGUAAGCCUUAAAUGAAUCUCGUUCAACGGGACCCCUCCCCCCUCCUCUCUGUAGGACGCUCCGUCCAAUCAUUGACGCUCAUGAGCUCAGGACUGUUUCAUCCUCAGUCGAACAAAUCUGAGGACAACUUUAUUUGGCUCCACCACCUGGGUUCUACCGUUUCAAACAACGCCAACCACCAUGGCGGACAGGAGGAAGAAAACAUUCUCUGAAUCCAAAAGCAAAACAGAAAUAAAAAAAAAGCAGAUAGUUUUGGUUUAUCUUGUUAAAAUAAGUGAAGAACAAAAAGAUUCUUCCAACACUGUUCCUCAUUUUUACACCUAUGGAAGGAAGAACAUCUUAGGCAAAAAUAAACAUCUUAUACUAUGGCUUUAUUUUUGAGGGCAGAUUGAAGAAACGGUUUCUUCUCAUUCUUUUAGUCGUUUAGAAAUUUUUCAAAGGCUCUUUAUGCCGUUAGAGAGCAGCAGUCAUUUCUUUCCACAGGUUUUAAGUUAAACACAGCAUCUGUAGAAGUUUAUAUUUAAAACAAAAGCUAGAAAUGUUCCUAGAGUUGUGGUUGGGAAAUUCUGUGGAGACCCAAAAUCCAGAAUUUGGCCGCAUGGACCUUGCUAAUACAUCAAGCGUAAACUAAGCUUAAUUCACCUG
Cyprinodon tularosa is the source of this 5546-nucleotide messenger RNA. Its product is annotated as membrane-associated phosphatidylinositol transfer protein 2-like. Gene Ontology annotation, biological process: phospholipid transport. Bases 424 to 4683 code for a protein of 1419 amino acids. The transcript has 27 exons. Gene Ontology annotation, molecular function: phosphatidylcholine intramembrane carrier activity; metal ion binding; phosphatidylinositol binding. The record is from RefSeq and is a predicted model, not a curated record. Gene Ontology annotation, cellular component: cytoplasm. NCBI's taxonomy places the organism in Eukaryota, Metazoa, Chordata, Actinopteri, Cyprinodontiformes, Cyprinodontidae.